AUGAGUGAACUCAUCUCAGCGCAGCAAGCGCUGCUUCAUUCGGUUGCUCGUUCAUUAGACAAUUUCAAAAAAAUCGGGAAGAACAAUUUGACAAGUGCAAAAAUCCGAUCGCGAGUUUCCACGCUAAAAGAAACCUGGUCCCAGUGCCUUCAAACUCACACAGCAUUAAUCCAUGCUAUUCCAGAAGCUAAAAGGGAAACCAUGGAUUACUUCAAAAAGCAGCAGCUCGAUGAUUACGAAGACAUUUACCAAAACACGCUGGACUACAUGGCCGAGUGUCUCGAGGCGAUCGAGCCGACGGCUAACGCAAACUCGUCGUUCGGCUCCGUAGUUAGUAAACGCGAUGAGUCGUUCUCAUUAUCUCACUUGCCGCCAAUUCUUAUUUCUCCGUUUUCCGGUAAGUGUGAAGACUGGGAAAGUUUUCGAGAUCGUUUCACGUCUCUUAUCAUCAUGAACAAAGACCUGUCAAAUUUUGCACGGAUGCAUUUUCUCGUUUCGAGCCUUACGGGUCGCGCUCUCGAAUCAAUAAAGAACACUCCAAUCACUGCAGACAACUUCGAAAUAGCAUGGAAAGCUCUAGUGUCUCGUUACGAAAAUAAACGUCGAUUAAUUGAAGUGCAUGUGUCUGCCCUAUAUAAUAUGCCGACAGUUUCUCGCGAAAACGCGUUUGAACUAAACGAAUUACGGGAUAAAGCGAAUCGAGCCCUCGCAUCGCUCAAAACAUUAAAUCGUACGCCCGCGGAGAUUCUAAGCGACAUGCUAGUCUACUGCGUUUCGCAAAAACUAGAUCAUUCAACGCGGAAAGCCUGGAAACUCAGAGGAAGUGACAAUAGUGAUAUUCCGACAUACGAAGAUUUGGAUCGUUUCAUCUCCUCUCGUGCGCGCGCUCUCGAAGAACUCACUCCUCUCAGCCUCACGAAGCCUACGCGAUCACAAAAGAUAAACAGCAAUACCGCCUCCGCUUCAUCGGCUGCGUCGUGUCCCGUUUGUAAGGGAUCUCAUUUUAUAAAUAAGUGCGCGCUCUUUAUUCAAAAGACUCCGACUCAGCGCUUAGAAAUAGUCAAACAGGCAAAACGUUGCGUAAAUUGCUUGAGUGCGAAGCAUGCUGUCCAAGCCUGUCCGAGCAAGUACUCUUGUCGCGCUUGUCAACGGAAGCAUCAUUCUAUGCUUCACUCCGAGUCCUCGCCGUCGGCAACCGAGACUGUUCUUCCUACGACAUCAAAGUCGACAUCGGAGAUAAUGACCGAUAAUGCCACGUCGUUGUUUUCUGCGUCAAGAUUACAAUCUCGCCCUUCCGUUCUUCUCGCAACCGCGCGCGUAAAAAUCGGAUCUCCUUCAGGUCGAACAGUUAUCGCUCGAGCUUUACUCGAUCAAGGAUCCGAAAUAACCUUUAUUACCGAACAAAUUGUCCAAACUCUAAAAUUGCGUCGUAUCAAACUACCUAUUUCAAUCUCCGCCGUCGGCGGAGUCGAUGCCGGUACCUGUCGUUUCGCGGCUCAAAUUAAAUUGUCUCCACGCGAUGCCUCCUAUCCGACUCUUACAAGCACCGCGUCAAUAAUGCACUCACUGACUAAAUACACGCCGCCGCUAAUAAGCUCAACGAGCGAUUGGAAUCAUUUAUCCGAUCUCACGCUCGCGGAUCCCGACCCUACCAGCCCCGAUCGCAUUGACCUUAUUAUCGGUGCGGAUCUAUAUAGCGAAUUAAUUGUAGACGGUGUGCGAAGAGGGGAUAAGGGGACACCGCUUGCGCAAAACACUAUUUUCGGAUGGAUACUCUCGGGACCGAUGUCCGGUAUUUCAUCACGCCGAUCCAUAUCCGUGCAACAUUGUGCAAAUGCGCUAUCUCUAGAAAGUGAACUGCGCAGAUUCUGGGAAAUUGAGGAAAUUCCUCAGCGUGCGAUCCUCAGCCCAGAAGAGCAGCAAUGUGAGGAACACUUUCUCACAACUCAUUCGCGUUGCGCCGACGGGCGAUACGUUGUCCGCCUUCCGUUCCGAAAAGGCCCUCCGAUCGACAUAGGUCAAUCGCGCAACACAGCCGAACGUCUCCUCAAGAGCGUACAUCGUCGGUUCAAAAGCAGCAACGAGUUAAAAUUAGAAUACACGAAAUUUCUGCACGAGUAUGAAGCCCUUGGACACAUGAGAGAGGUGACAAGUUCAAGAGCGUUUUCAACGCAGUGCGUAUACAUUCCGCAUCACCCGGUCAUUCGCGAGAGUAGCGUCACGACACGUUUGAGAGUCGUAUUUAACGCGUCUAGUAUAACGACGAACUCUACAUCAUUAAAUGACCAUUUACUUACUGGCCCAAAAUUGCAGACGGAUCUUUCAGCCGUCGUACUGCGGUGGCGACAAUUUCGUUAUGUUUACUCGGCCGACAUCGCAAAAAUGUAUCGCCAAAUUUCAGUCGACUCUCGCGACGUCGAUUAUCAGAGAAUAUUGUGGGCUGACAGCGAAACCGAAUGCGCCAAAGAGUAUCAAUUAACGACAGUAACGUACGGCACCGCGUCUGCUCCAUUUCUUGCUUUGCGCGUACUUCGGCAGCUCAUUCUCGACGAAGGCCAUUCGUUUCCGCUCGCGGUUCCGGUAUUACAGGAUAACAUAUACGUCGACGACGUUUUAUUCGGAGCGGACGAUAUUCCUCUCCUUCGACAAAUGCGAAGUCAAGUCUGUGCUUUGUUAAAAUGCGGACUCUUCGAAUUACGAAAAUGGUCGAGCAAUUCCGUCCACCUUCUCAAUGAUAUAGCAGUCGAGGAUCACGGAUUAGCAUGUAAUAAACCGUUGCAAUUCGAUGAGCAAUUAAAAAUUCUUGGCAUUAGCUGGAAUCCAGCAUCUGAUAUAUUUCGGUUCAAUGUGUCGUUUCCGAUUGUUGACGUCACCACUAAAAGAUCCAUUCUAUCAGCCAUUGCUAAAUUCUUCGACCCGUUAGGUUGGAGCACUCCAGUGACAAUUAAUGCCAAAAUAUUUUUGCAAAAAUUAUGGCAAUGUAAAUUAGAGUGGGACGAUCAACUCCCCCCUCCACUGCUAGAUCAAUGGAAUGUACUUCAAACAUCUUUAACUGAAGUCAACGGUCUUCAGCUUAAUCGGUGGAUUCAGCGAGGCUCUGACACCGUACAUUGCGAACUCCACGGUUUUUCCGACGCGUCGAACGCGGCGUACGCCGCUGCCGUUUACAUGCGUAUUAUAUCGCUCUCCGGCGAAAUCAAUGUAAAUUUAUUAAUGAGCAAAUCAAAGGUCGCCCCAGUAAAAACCUUAAGUAUUCCGCGACUAGAAUUAUCUGCGGCCUUAUUAAUGGCUCGAUUAAUUGAAUUUGUUCGUAAUUCCCUUCACAUUCCUGACGUGUCCUGCUACUGUUGGACUGAUUCAACUAUUGUGUUAGCAUGGGUAAAUCAACAUCCUUCCCGCUGGAAGACCUUUGUCUCAAACCGUGUGUCACAAAUCCAAACGCGAAUUCUAUCCGCAACAUGGCGACAUAUUUCGACUCACGAAAAUCCUGCCGACUGCGCAUCGCGAGGAAUCUCCGGUCAUUCGCUAGCAUCCCAUACUCUAUGGUGGCGCGGGCCCGAAUGGCUACUUAUGCCGUCUUCGGAAUGGCCGACUCAAACCGAUCCGCUGGUACACGAAACUGAGCUCGACCAAAAGUCUCACGUUCUCAGUCAUCUCAUGCGAUCGGUCGAACCCUGGGAUCUCGCCUCGCGAUAUUCCUCGUGGACAAAAUUGAUUCGCAUCACCGCGUAUGUAAUGCGGUACAUUCAUCGCUUGCGUCAUCCCAUUGUAUUACAUCAGAGAUUCAAAACCAAUUCAGCCGCAUUGACCGCUGACGAAUGCCAGAAAGCGAAAGAAUUCUGGCUAAAACGAAUUCAAGAAAAUGUUUUUCCGCUCGAGCGAGACGCGUUAUUAAAUAACAAAAAAAUCUCGUCAAGAAGCGCGCUUUUAACCCUCAAUCUGUUUAUUGGCGACGAUCAAUUAAUCCGCGUUGGCGGGCGGUUAUCUCACGCCUCCAUUCCAUUUACAGCAAAGCACCCGGUAAUCCUUUCUUCUCAUCCAUUGAUUAAAUUAAUCAUUCGGCAUGCUCAUUUACGAUCGCUCCAUGCUGGAACGCAAUUAACUCUUGCCACCUUACGACAGGAGUUCUGGAUUCUGCGCGCUCGAACUUUAAUAAAAUCAGUCAUUCAUCAAUGCGUAGCCUGUACUCGCGAAAAAGCCGUUCAUCCCGUGCAACUCAUGGGAAAUUUACCUUCCGUACGCGUUAACGCUCCCACUCGCGCGUUCUUGCAUUGCGGGUUGGAUUACGCCGGACCCGUGUCAAUUCGAGCAUUAUCCGGUCGCGGACGCUCUGCCACCAAGGCUUACAUCGCGCUAUUCGUUUGCAUGGCCUCCCGAGCCGUACAUCUCGAAGUCGUGGACGGUUACUCCACUUCUGCGUUUUUGGGAGCUUACGCGCGAUUCUGUGCAAGACGAGGACUUCCUGAGUCGAUCUACUCCGACAAUGGUACCACGUUUGUCGGAGCCGAUCGCGAACUCGCCGCUGCAUUUCGCGCAACGCUCCGAGAUCCGAAUCUAUUAAAUCGCACUGCUUCCGAGAAAGUUCAAUGGCAUUUUCUGCCGCCUUCAUCUCCUCACUUCGGCGGAUUGUGGGAGGCUGGAGUGCGGAGCGUAAAACAUCAUUUACGCCGGGUAAUGGGGACACACACUCUGACCUUUGAAGAGUUUACGACUCUCUUAUGCAAUAUUGAAGCGUGCCUUAACUCGCGACCGAUCGCACCGCUUCAUGACACGGUCGAAGAUUACGAGCCACUUACUCCCGGUCACUUCUUGAUCGGAUCCGCGUUAACUGCGAUUCCAGAACCUUCCGUUCUUGAAAUCAAAGAAAAUCGUCUGUCGCGAUGGCAAAUCGUUCGACAACUCACCGAGAGAUUUUGGAAACUUUGGCAACACGACUAUGUCAACACAUUGCAACAAAGAUUUAAAUGGAAUAAGCUCGCGCAAAAUGCUAUUCACGUCGGACAACUCGUUCUGCUUCAUAACCCUUUGCUACCGCCCUGCAAAUGGGAGUUAGGUCGCAUAAUACAAUGCCACGCUGGCCUAGAUGGAUUAGUCCGCGUCGUAACCGUCAAAACCGCGUCAUCCACGUAUAAGCGUCCAAUAGUCAAAAUAUGUUUAUUACCUAUCAAUGUCGACAAGUUAGAAACCACUGCGACGACAUGCAACGAUUAA
Molecule: messenger RNA, 5211 nt
Organism: Nylanderia fulva
Lineage: Eukaryota; Metazoa; Arthropoda; Insecta; Hymenoptera; Formicidae
Biological process (GO): DNA integration
Molecular function (GO): nucleic acid binding
Source: RefSeq, a predicted model, not a curated record